ACCAAUCCAUUGAGGGAAAAUGAACGUUAAUUUUAAGGAAUAGUACACUUGUAGAGGUUCCCGCCAUUUAUCUGAGCCAUUCAGGUACCUUUCAAUACAUAUGGCUCAGAAUUAUCUACAUUUAUACUUUUUACUGUUGGAUUCCAAAAACAAAUAUAUAUAUAUAGGGUGUAAGGAUGUACAUAUAUUGAAGAAAAGUGAUACUCUUUCUCUGGGAGUUUUACUGAAGAUGACUAUCCUCAAUAUUAAGUUGUAUAGCCUUAUAAACUCCAUAUCUACAAAGUUUCAGUACUUCGAUGGAACUGGUGGAAAUUUUCUUCAUAAAGAGUAUAUCAAGAUUGAAUUUGUGCGGCAUCAAUCUUGAGAUUGUAUUUAGACGACACGAAAAAGAUUAAGGCAAAUUCUUAUUUUCAACAAAGAUUAUGGCUUCACAUGCAUCUAUGUAUACAGGGUUGAAAUACUAUUGAAACGUCAUAAUUAUAAUAUAAAAAGUGAUCUAAUAUUGUAGGGGUGCAUGGUGUAUGGGUGUAGAUAUUGCACCCAAUUCUUUUGUUAGCUGGGGACAAACACUUGUCUCUCAACUGACAUACUGCUGCCUCACUUAUGUCCCACAUGAAGAACAAAACCUUUUAAAUUCCGAAUUGAUUGAUAAUAUACGUAUAUUGA
Messenger RNA from [Candida] anglica, 666 nucleotides. NCBI's taxonomy places the organism in Eukaryota, Fungi, Ascomycota, Pichiomycetes, Serinales, Debaryomycetaceae. The record is from the annotation of a GenBank genome assembly.